UAUCAAUAAACAUACACAAAAUUCACAAAAAAAUUAAGAAAAAAUCAAAUUUUUGUCUGAAAAAUGAGUGAAUCAAGCGACAAUGAGGCUCAAAGUGCUUCAAGCGAUCAAUCUGAGGCAGAAGAAACCAACGGAAACGAAGAAACACGCCAAUCUGACGUGACUUGGGAUGACUUAGGCUUAAUUGACGUUCUGAAGGAAGCUUGCGAACGCAUGAAAUGGAAAGCCCCAUCAAAAAUCCAAAAAGAAGCUGUUCCGCUCGUGCUUCAAGGCAAAGAUGUCAUCGCAUUAGCGGAAACUGGCUCCGGAAAGACCGGAGCUUUCGCUCUCCCGAUUUUGCAGUCCUUGUUGGAUCAUCCGCAGCGAUAUUUCGCCUUAAUUUUGACACCAACUCGUGAAUUAGCGUUCCAGAUUUCCGAACAAUUUGAGGAAUUGGGCAGAGAAAUUGGAGUUCAGUGUUGCGUGAUUGUCGGCGGCAUGGAUAUGGUCUCGCAAGCGUUGAUGUUGGCGAAAAAACCGCACAUUUUGAUCGCAACUCCCGGUAGAUUGGUCGAUCAUUUGGAAAAUACGAAGGGAUUUAACUUGAAAGCGAUCAAAUAUUUGGUUAUGGAUGAAGCGGAUCGGAUUUUAAACAUGGACUUUGAAGUAGAACUCGAUAAAAUCCUAAAAGUCAUCCCAAAAGAACGCAGAACGCUCCUUUUUAGUGCAACAAUGACGAAAAAAGUCGCCAAGCUGCAAAGAGCUUCGUUGCAGGACCCCGUCAAAGUCGAAGUUUCGAAUAAAUUUCAAACUGUGGAGAAAUUGCAGCAAUAUUACAUCUUUAUUCCGCUCAAAUACAAGGACGUUUAUCUCACGCACAUCAUCAACGAGUUAUCCGGAAAUAGUUUUAUGGUUUUUUGCAGCACUUGCAACAAUACAGUGAGAACGGCGCUCAUGUUAAGAGCUUUGGGGCUUGGAGCGAUACCACUUCAUGGUCAAAUGUCGCAAAAUAAACGUCUCGCAGCGCUGGAAAAGUUCAAAAGUAAGAGUCGAUCAAUUCUGAUAUCAACGGAUGUAGCUUCUCGUGGAUUGGAUAUCCCGCAUGUUGAUGUCGUCUUGAAUUUUGACAUCCCGACGCAUAGUAAGGAUUAUAUUCAUCGAGUUGGAAGAACAGCUCGUGCUGGUCGCUCUGGCAAAGCAAUAACCUUCGUCACGCAAUACGACGUUGAACUUUACCAACGAAUCGAGCACCUUCUCGGCAAACAAAUGCCUCUUUAUCCCACGGUCGAAGAGGAAGUAAUGCUCUUGCAAAGUCGCGUCUCCGAAGCGCAACGAACGGCAAAACUCGAGUUGAAAGACAUUGAAGAUGCACAAGGAGCUGCGAAACGAAAAGGCGGCAAAGGAGGCAAAUAUGACGUGAACGACGACGACACCGAACAAUUUUCUGGAGCGCGAAAAAGAAUCAAAACCGGAGGCGGAGGCGGGGGCUUCAAAGGAGGAAAAGGCAAAAAGGGAAAAUUCAGAAAUUAG
Molecule: messenger RNA, 1509 nt
Organism: Culicoides brevitarsis
Lineage: Eukaryota; Metazoa; Arthropoda; Insecta; Diptera; Ceratopogonidae
Gene: pths
Product: ATP-dependent RNA helicase DDX47
Exons: 4
Coding region: 64-1509 (481 amino acids)
Molecular function (GO): ATP binding; RNA helicase activity; nucleic acid binding
Source: RefSeq, a predicted model, not a curated record